AUGGCGGACAAAAGCGCUGUCGACUUCAAGGUUGACCCCCUCCCUUCUGGUACAAGUACGCCUCCAGACAGCGAGCGUAGCGACGAAGAGCAAGAAAAUGGCACACUCACCCAGCAUAUCCUCAAGAACGGCGAGCAGGUCCUGGUCACCUGGAGAAAGGAAGAAGAAGCCCGCAUCGUCCGAAAAGUCGACUUUCUGUUCCUACCCAUCUUCUCGCUGAUGUUCACCUGGAUGGCCAUUGAUCGUACCAAUGUCUCCGGCGUCUUGACAUCCACCUUCCUCUCUGACACGAACAUGACUCGCGAUCAAGCGAAUACAGGCGUUUCACUCCUAUGGCUCGGCAUUGUUCUCCUCGAAAUUCCUUCCAAUAUCGUCCUCCACCGCAUUGGCCCACACUACUGGAUCCCCGCCCAAGUGGUAACAUGGGGCGUGAUCGAAGUCCUACAAAGCCAAGUGACCAAUGCAGGCGGGUGGUACGUCGCGCGACUGUUCCUGGGCCUCGGCGAAAGCGGAUUUAUCCCGGGUGGCCUGUAUACGAUGUCGAGGUGGUACCUCCCCAGUGAGCUUACGCAGCGGACUGCGAUUUAUUUCCUUGGGCCAUCAAUUUCUGCCGCGUUUGGGUCGCUUAUUUCGGCGGGGGCGCUGAAGUUGCAUCUUGAAGGGGGGUUGAAGGGGUGGCAGUGGAUCUUCAUCAUCUGCGCGACGGGAGUCCUUGCCUUCGCCGUGGUCCCCAAGUCCCCCCACCACACAGGCCAUCUGUUCGGCGGGCUCAUCCGCGUGCCAGGUUGGCUCACCGAGCAUGAAGCUGACAUUCUCGUCGCCCGGCAAACCCGCAUCGCGGAGAAAAACCACGUAGCCGGCCUAACUUUGAAGAUUACCUGGAAGGACAUAACUGACGUCCUCUUCUCCUGGUCCACAUGGCCAUACCUAAUCGUCUGUCUGACCGGCCUGCAAUCUGUCAACGGCCUGAGCACCUGGGGCGCAACGAUUAUCAAGUCCCUCGGAUUCAGCAGUAUCCGCGCGAACCUCCUCAAUGCCCCGGGGAGUCUUCUCGGUGCAUUUUUCGGUAUUAUCCUGUCGGGCUUCGUUGACCGGUAUAGUCGCUUUGGAUACGCGAUUAUCUUUGCGGCUGUUUGGACGCUUGCGGGGUUGGUUGCGCUUUAUCAUCUACCAGUGACGAAUAAGGCGUCGUGGUCGUUUUAUGCGGCGUAUGUGGUUACUCAGGCGGCUCCGGGCUGGCAGCCAAUCAACGUCACCUGGCUAUCCCUGAAUUUCAAGACGCCUCAGAAACGCGCGGUGGCAUAUGCUGUAUACAUCGGCUGCUCAAACCUCGGCGGUACAUACGGGAACCAGGUCUUCAGGGCGAGCGACGCCCCCCUCUACCGCAACGCCUGGAUUAUCUGCAUCUCGCUCGGGGCAGUCUGGCUUGCCGGUGUAAUCGUGCAGACGAUCGGGUUCCAAUGGGCGAACCGCGUUUUCGCCGGAAAGCUGGCUGAGAACCCGGAGCUCGAGAGGGAGGUUGUUCAUACCGAUAAGCGGGGACGCGCGUAUCGAUUUUAUUGGUGA
Aspergillus calidoustus is the source of this 1566-nucleotide messenger RNA. Lineage: Eukaryota; Fungi; Ascomycota; Eurotiomycetes; Eurotiales; Aspergillaceae. The record is from the annotation of a GenBank genome assembly.